AUCUGAUCACGAGUUAGAGUUUCUUGGCCUGUUUUAGAUCUCCAUCAAUGCCAGGAUGUGGCACGUCUCGUAAAAGCAGCCUGAUGCAGAGCUCAACCGGUGACCCUCAGUGUUGUCUGGUCACGCAAUUUAUCGAGAACCUGCUCAAAUUUUUAGUGUGUCAACAUGAGAAAUUCGGAGCCCAUAUCCAGAAGCAUGUCAAGGCCUUAUUGGGCCACGAGUUAAACCCUGCCCUCUACCCGAAUCUCUUUGACCAGGUCAAACUCAGUGUGGAGAAAUCUUCAUUUGACUCGUCUGGCCAGGUUGAAGUCACAGAUCUGAAUACUCAGUUCAUUGAAAAUAUUAUUUUCAUCAUGAAGAACAUCCUGGAAAUGAAGUCCGACCAGCCUUGCGAGUACCUUGGUGUGACCAGUAUUGAAUCUAUGAUGUUAUCCAUUGUCAGAUAUGUCCGGCAUUUGGACUCCAGUGUACAUGCCAUCCAAAUUAAGAUCAAACUCUGUCAACUUGUUGGCGCAAUGAUGACCAGGCGUGAUGAACUAACGUUUCGUCAAGAGAUGAAGUUCCGAAACAAACUGGUUGAAUAUUUAACUGACUGGAUUAUGGGGAAUUCACACCAAGUGAACAUCCAAGGAGACAUCUGCAGCAUGUCCAGGGACUUAGACCAAGCCAGUAUGGAGGCUGUCGCAGCCCUUUUAGCUGGUCUUCCUCUGCAGCCUGAAGAAAGUGACCGAGGAGACUUGAACGAAGCAAAAUCACAACUCUUCUUAAAGUAUCUAACACUAUUUAUGAAUUUACUAAAUGACUGUUCUGAAGAAGAACAAGACAAGGCUAUGGACCCGAAUCGCAAACGCAGCAUGUCCAACCUAAGUGCACUUCGUCACUGCACCGUGCAAGCUAUGUCGAACCUGCUAAACGCCAAUAUAGAAAGUGGGCUGAUGCAUUCGAUAGCCCUUGGCUACCACAAAGACCCACAGACUCGUGCUGCUUUCAUGGAGGUAUUGACGAAGAUUCUACAGCAGGGUACUGAGUUUGAAACACUGGCUGAGACUGCUCUGGCUGAUCGCUUUGAACGCCUCGUCGAGCUGGUCACCAUGAUCGGAGACAAAGGGGACUUACCAAUUGCCAUGGCCCUCGCUAGCGUCAUUUUACGGAGUCAAAUGGAUGAAUUAGCCAGAGUGUUUGUAACUCUGUUUGAUGCUAAACACCUCCUGUAUCAACUGUUGUGGAAUAUGUUUUCUAAAGAGGUUGAGAUUGCUGACUGCAUGCAGACCUUGUUUCGUGGCAACAGUCUGGCAAGCAAAAUUAUGGCUUAUUGCUUCCGUUUCUAUGGACAGAAUUAUCUCCGCAGCUUGCUCAACCCACUCAUUCAAGAUAUGAUGGAUAUAGAAAUACAAAACCCCAACUUGUCCUACGAGAUAGAUCCAUCGAGGCUUGAAUCAACCGAGAAUAUUGAGGAGAACAAGAAGAAUCUUAUGAUUAUUACUCAGAAGGUGUUCAAUGCCAUCGUUGGGUCUGCCUCCAGGUUCCCCGCCAAACUGCGAAGUAUGUGUAAUUGCCUCUCCCAAGUGGUAGGUCAACGCUUCCAACAAAGUACGUUUGAUGCUGUCUGGACUGUGAUCGGCACCGUUAUAUUUUUACGUUUCAUCAAUCCCGCAAUAGUGUCUCCAUACGAAUCAGGAAUCAUUGAUCAGGAACCUACGCACCGUGUCAAACGUGGCCUAACCCUGAUGUGCAAAAUCAUGCAAAACAUUGCCAACCAUCUGCUCUUCACCAAGGAGCAACACAUGCGAGCGUUUAACGACUUCUUGAAGACAAACUUUGAGGCUGGCCGCAAGUUCUUCAAGGAAAUUGCAUCAGACUGUGAGACUGUGGAUGCUGGCAACCACAACUUGUCUUUCAUCAAUGAUGCUAAUGUACUCGCACUACAUCGUCUGCUGUGGAACAACCAAGAGAAAAUUGGAGACUAUUUAUCGAGUAGCAGGGACCAUAAAGCAGUUGGAAGGAGGCCUUUUGAUAAGUUGGCGACCCUAUUGGCUUAUUUAGGCCCACCUGAGCAUCGACCUUUGGAUUCACAGUGGAGUACUAUGGACAUGACUAGUACAAGAUUCGAAGAACUCAUGUCUAAACACAACAUGCACGAGAAAGAUGAAUUCAAAUCUCUGAAAAGCCUUAACAUAUUCUACCAAGCUGGUACCAGCAAGUCUGGCUUUCCGGUCUUCUACUAUAUUGCCCGAAGAUACAAAGUUGGGGAAAUAAACGGAGACUUGCUAAUAUAUCAUAUUUUACUUACCUUAAAACCUUAUUACAACAACCCUUUUGAACUAGUGUUGGAUUUUACUCACACCUGUUCAGAAAACAGAUUUAGGACCGAUUUUUUAAACAAAUGGUUUGUGGUGAUGCCUGAAGUGGUUAACCACAACAUCCAUGCUGCCUACAUCUACAACUGUAAUUCUUGGGUCAGAGAAUACACCAAAUACCAUGACAGGAUUCUGGCGCCAUUAAAGAACAGCAGGAAACUGAAAUUCAUUGAACAUCCGUCAAACCUGUAUGAUUAUAUCGACCAAGACCAUUCUGGGAAAAUGCCAGGAACCACGCUAGCCUUAGAAGAAGAUCUGAAAGUCUACAACAAUGCAUUGAAAUUGUCUCACAAGGACACCAAAGUGGCCCUUAAAGUGGGCCCAAAUGCAAUCCAGGUGACUUCAUCAGAACGCAGUAAAGUGUUAGGACAUCAAGUUUUAUUAAAUGAUGUUUACUAUGCUUCAGAAAUCGUGGAGGUGUGUCUAGUUGAUGACAACCAAUUCACGUUAACGAUUGCCAAUGAAACGGGGCCGUUGUCUUUCAUCCACAAUGACUGUGAUACUAUCGUUAACUGCAUCAUCCAUAUCAGAACCAGAUGGGAACUCUCGCAGCCUGAUACCGUUACUGUUCACACCAAGAUCCGACCCAAAGAUGUUCCCGGUACUUUACUUAAUGUGGCCCUUCUAAACCUUGGCAGCUCUGACCCCAGCCUCCGUUCUGCAGCCUACAAUCUACUCUGUGCCCUUACGCAGACAUUUGACCUCAAAAUUGAAGGACAGCUCUUAGAAACAACAGGUCUGUGUAUUCCUGCCAAUAACACUAUCUUUAUUAAAUCAAUAAGUGAGAAAUUAGCUGCUAACGAACCACAUUUGACCCUCGAGUUUCUUGAAGAAUGUAUCCAGGGUUUUGGGAAUUCCAACAUUGAGAUGAAACACUUGUGUUUAGAGUACAUUACCCCGUGGUUACCCAACCUGACCAGGUUUUGCAAACCAGCAGAUGAAAACAAGCGCCAAAAAGUGGCAUUGAUCUGGGAUAAAUUAAUCACCAUGACGAUAGAGGAAGUUGAGAUGUACCCCUCUAUCCAAGCUAAGAUCUGGGGUAACAUAGGGCAAGUUGCGGAGUUGCUGGACAUGGUGUUGGACAGUUUCAUCAAGCGAAGUGUAACUGGAGGCUUGGGUUCAAUCCAGGCUGAAAUCAUGGCAGACACUGCUGUAGCUUUAACUUCUGCCAAUGUUCAACUUGUUUCACGAAAAGUUAUCGGACGAUUAUGCAGGUUGAUUGAGAAAACCGGAGUGUCCCCCACACACACUCUGGAGCAACACUUGAUGUGGGACGACAUUGCUAUCCUGGCACGUUACCUUCUUAUGCUGUCUUUCAAUAAUUCCCUCGACGUUGCCAGUCACCUUCCAUAUCUUUUCCACAUCGUCACAUUGUUGGUGUCAACAGGUCCACUCUCGUUGCGAGCCUCCACCCAUGGCCUCGUAAUCAACAUCAUUCAUUCUCUGUGCACCUGCCCACAGCUCCAUUUCUCUGAAGCAACCCUGAAAGCAUUGAAACUGAACUUGGCUGAAUUCUCACUUCCUAAAUUUUACCAAUUGUUUGGCAUCAGUAAGGUGAAGUCAGCAGCCGUGAGCGCCUUCCGCACUAGUUACCAUCUCGGAGACAAAUCCUUCACCACAUCUUCACCAGAACAUGAGAAACUUUCCCUCAACUCUUUGGAAACCAUUACUGAUGCUUUGCUGGAAAUUAUGGAGGCUUGUAUGAAAGAUAUUCCUUCCUGUGAAUGGCUGAAUCAGUGGACUAAUUUAGCAAAACAGUUUGCAUUCCAGUAUAAUCCUGCUCUACAACCCCGGGCAAUCAUCGUCUUUGGCUGUAUCAGUAAAACUGUAUCGGACUCUGAAAUUAAGCAGCUUCUGAUAAUCAUGAUGAAGUCACUGGAAUCUUACAGAGAGACUGAUUACCAGUUGAUAGAAGCUGUAGUCAUGUGUCUCACCCGUCUACAACCUCUAUUACGACCUGAAUCUCCAAUCCACAAGUUUCUCUUCUGGGUGGCCAUAUCAGUGUUGCAACUAGAUGUAAAAUCUCUGUAUGCUACGGGCUUGGCCCUGUUGGAGCAGAACUUACACACACUUGACAAUCUCGGUCUGCUUGACAAUACGUCUUUAGAAGAAAUCAUGAUGGAGACGCGCACCCCACUGGAAUGGCACUUCAAGCAGUUGGACCACUCCAUGGGACUCAGCUUUAGAAAUAAUUUCAAUUUUGCUUUAGUUGGUCACUUACUCAAAGGGUUCCGACACACGUCUCCUACAACGGUAUCUCGGACUAUUCGGGUCCUGAAUCAGUUACUGGUCAUCACCGUGAAACCAUUAAAUAGGGAUAAGUUUGAAGUCACCCCUCAGACAGUUCCAUAUUUGGCAGCAUUGGUUUCUGUGUCCGAAGAGGUCCGCAGUCGAUGUCAUCUGAAGCAUCGGGUCAGCCAGUAUGUGAUGACCGACUCACCGUCCUCGGACAGCAUCAAUGCUGCUGAGCCAGAAACGCCGAACACGAGCAUCGGACCCAGUGCGUCGGCGCACUCCAUGUCUUCGCCCUCCAUCCAGACGCCCGCCAACGCCCAGCCCUCCAUAACACCUGUCACUCGUCGCCAGAAGAGCUGGGACAUUCUUGAUAAGAGCGCCAUCUCUGUGGCCAGGAACAACACACAUUUGAUGCAAAAUCAGAGUUUUUGGUUGCUGCCAAGGGAGCCCUCCUUCGAUGGGGGUUCAGCGAACAAGAGGGCACAGCUCCAGGUGAACAGUCCCAAAGUUUGGCGUAGCUUUGAUGCAGAUUCUUCCACCCGGCCGCCAUUGUUUAAGACUCGUAGCAGUUCCAUGCCAACCCCAGGCUCAAAGAAGUUAGACAGCUCCAAGUCCGGCUUGAACUUGCCGCGCAGCGGACGUGGAUCGGUGUCGAAUGAAAACAACGUGUUGCUAGAUCCUGAAGUGCUGACAGGUUACGAUACACAAGUCCUCGUACUCACUGUCUUGGCAACUUUGGUCCGUAACACAACAGAUGAAAAUGAAGCUCGAAUAUUGUAUGAAUAUUUAGCAGAGGCGUCGGUUGUCUUUCCUCGUGUUUUUCCUGUGAUACAUAGUCUCCUUGAUGCCAAAAUCAAUUCGGUGUUAUCGUUAAGCCAAGACCAGGCUAUCCUAAACGCCGUACAAAGCAUCAUCCAAAAUAUGAUUGCCUGCGAGGAUUCUUCCCAGCAGCAGCUGUCGUUUCUCCAGAGUAUUGGGUUUGGUGGACUGUGGAGGUUUGCUGGUGUAUUUUCCAAGACAACGCAACCAAGCGACAACGCAGAGCUGUUUGUCAAGGUUUGCAAAUUGAUGGUUGAAACAUGUCUCCCCAGUGGCGAACCUGACCUCUUCAACUCCUCCUCCCACUACUACAACAACUACAACAACAACAACAACAACAACAUUACCAACUUCAACAACAACCUCAACAACAACAACAACAGCAGCAGCAGCAGCAGCAACAACAACAGCAGCCUUGCCAUCGUGUCCAACCUGAAUUUGUCAAGCUCCAUGUCUAACCUGAGCGUGGGAAGUUUACACUCACCGACGGAGAAGGACUCAACGCUUGACGCUUAUGUUUUUUCUGGCUCAUGCUCUCUCAACAAUGGCAGCCGUAUGCGUCAUGUGUCAGCGAACAAUGUCUCCAGUAAGGUGACUCGGUCGGGUAGUUUGAAACGAAUGGAUAGUGUUGGGAAGAGGCACGCUUCAUUCCAACAUGAUUGAAUGGGAGAAGAAAAAAAAACUGCAAUGAGAAGAA
Octopus bimaculoides (California two-spot octopus) is the source of this 6108-nucleotide messenger RNA. Its product is annotated as neurofibromin. NCBI's taxonomy places the organism in Eukaryota, Metazoa, Mollusca, Cephalopoda, Octopoda, Octopodidae. Gene Ontology annotation, biological process: regulation of GTPase activity. The record is from RefSeq and is a predicted model, not a curated record.